Messenger RNA from Mugil cephalus (flathead mullet), 2880 nucleotides. RefSeq names its product thioredoxin domain containing 16 (gene txndc16). NCBI's taxonomy places the organism in Eukaryota, Metazoa, Chordata, Actinopteri, Mugiliformes, Mugilidae. The coding region runs from base 270 to 2756 and encodes 828 amino acids. The transcript is spliced from 23 exons. The record is from RefSeq and is a predicted model, not a curated record.
CGUUAGCAGACGACAUCUUGGCAAUUUUGAAGAUGCACACGGCCAGAGAUAUGGCACACAGGACGAACAGACUGUCGUUGAUCAGGACCCGGGCGAGGACUGCAUGUCUGAUGCCACCAUCACUGCAGACAUAAAGAGCGCUCCAGAGCUCCUUGCACUAACAGCGCACACGUCAAAUUAACCACCAGGAAAAAUAUACUGAGACACAGGAAGAGCAGUCGCAGAGGAACCCUGGCCAGAGAAAGAGGGAGGCAAAUGCAGACCAACAGAUGUGGACGCGCGUUGCCGUCCUCCUGCUGUGGGUGGGCUGCGGAGGAUGCACCGAGAAGGCCAACACGUCAGGCCUCAUCCAAUACACGGCGGCGGACUUCUACGAGAAACUGCAUUCCGGGAAGAUGAUGUUUUUGUAUUUUGAGCAUCAAGGUUCUCCAACCAUCUCUCUGUUCCUGGUGGAGCUGGAGAAGUCCGCAGACGCUCUGCAGGAUUACGGAGUACUGGUUGGCAAGGUCAACUGUAACAAAGAGGUGGUUCGCACUUACUGCGUAGAUGAAAGGGUGAUGCACACAGCUUUUUUGUUCAGAGGCGGUAAGGAGUUCUUGAGCUUCGAUUUGGACACCGUCUUCGACGUCAACUCCAUCGUCUCUGAAGUCCUGUUUGCCAUUCUGCGCGAUGAGGUCAAGUACGUCCACACGGACGCUGACCUCCUGGCGAUGGAGAAGGCGGCCAGAGGGAAGAAGGACAUCGUGCUGGGUUACGUCAGCAGCCUGGGGACUCAAGACCACAGAUCAAUGAUGGAGACGGCGUACGUGUAUGGAUCCAGGUACCAGUUCAUCCUCAUAACAGGAGGACCUGUGCUGAAGCACUUAGGCGUCAACGAAUCGUCCCACUCGUCUCAAGUGUGGUUCCUCCACUGUAGAGUUCCCAGCGGGUCCCUGAACCCCGUGGCCUCGGAGCGCUGCCCUUUGACCCGCAUGAGGAACCCUGUGUCCACCCUGAGCCUCCACUCCUUCCUGCAGCUCAUGGAGGCGCCACUCGUGUCUGAAGUGUAUGAUGACCCCUCCUCAGUGCUGCCCCCACAGUUCCCCUACCAGCAGACCCCCCAGGUCUUCCUCUUCUCUCGCCCUGAAACCAAACACCUGGACCUGGAAACGGCCACCGCUCUGGCCUGGAGGCUGCGUGGCCUCGCGCUGCUGCUCCUCGUGCACAGGCAAAGUCCCGCGGUGAAAACCCCCGAUGAAUACAAUGCUGCCUACAGGCUUCCUGGGAAGAGUCCUGAGGUGAAGUACCUGAUCUUGCACAGCCUCGACGAAGUCUUGGAUCUUUUCACAAGUCAAGAGAAAGAGGAUGAGGAGGAUGAGGAUGAAGGGUUGCAGGAUGAAGAGGAAGAAGAUUUUGAUUUUGGCGCACUGGACGACGAAGUUGCAGCAUCGGUCUUUGAAAGCCGUGGCAACGUGCUGGACAUGGACUCAGUCGCCCAGCUAACCUCUGACAACUUCCACGCCACAGUAGCGCAAAGCAGCCUGACGGUGGCGCUCUUCUACCUCAGAUGGGAUGCUGUUUCAACGGCUUUUCUCAGCUCCUUCAUUGAAGUUGCAGAGAGACUUGAAGAUUCGGACAUCGAUGACGUUCAGAUGAGCGCGGUCGACUGCGGAGAGUGGACCGACCUCUGUGCCGCUCAGACCGGCGCCUCCGUCCCCUUCCAGGCGAUCACGGCCUUCCCCACCGUCCUGCUUCUCCGGCCCCAGGAGCCGGCCCAGCUCUACGGGGGGAUGCUGGGUAGUGUGGCGUUACACCGCUUCAUCAUGAUGAGCCGCUUAGCUUCUCCCGUGCUGCUGUCCACCAACGAGGAGGCGACGUCGUUCCUCCAGGAGGCGCCUCACGCCGAGCUUGCGGGCUACAGGCCUGACCGAGUACUCGGACUGUUUAGGACGCACGUGCAAACAGGUUUGCUCGUAUUUACUGAAGCUGCCCAGUUACUGAGAGGGGAAGUGCUGACAGGACUGCUGACAGACGGGCCGGCACAGGAAUGGGCUGCAGGUCGAGCUGUGGACCUUCCAGCUGUCCUGGUGUUUCCAUCUUGGAAGACACACACUCACCCACUUGUACUGCCUGCGUCCUCCUCCUCUGCUGAAGAGCUGCUGGCACACAUCGACGCCGCUCUGCUUCACCCUAUGCCCGAGCUGACGGUGGAGAACCUGCCGUCCUUCCUCUCGCUGGGCAAGGCCCUCCUCCUUCUCUUCGUGGGAGAAGAGGAGGACGAGAUCGGGCGGAGGCAGAACCAGGCGCUGGUGGAGGAGAUGAGGGGAGUGGUGGAGUCGAGGAUGGAGCGCUACCUGGCCUGCUGGAUCCACCUCGGCCGCACUCCGGCCGGUAUGUCCGUCCUGGGCUCGUACUUGGGCUCUAUGCCCCCUCUUCCUGCCCUGGUCCUCACGCAUUUGCCCUCUGGAGAUGAAAUCUAUCAGUAUCCCCCCAACAGCCCCAUAGUGGCCUCUUCUGUCGUGCAUUGGCUGAAAAGAGUCGAGGACGGAUCGGAGUCGCCGGCAGGGAUGCUGGGCGAGGACAGCUGGCCUCCUGCUGCCGACUUCUACGACUUCCUGACAGUCAUGGAUACGCAGGAAUCCACUCGGCAGCAAACUCAUGAAGAAGAAGAGGAGGAGGAGGAGGGAGAAGAAGAGGAGAGGCUCCCAGAGCUGAUGCUGGACGCAGAGGCAGAACCAGAAAUGCAAUUCCCAUGCAGUCCUCCAGCCGAGGUUUAAGGACACGUGUCCAUGGAGCACUCUAGGAAAAACAAAAAACAACAAAAAAAAAAACCCACGGAGGAGCACUUUGUCUCGGUGUCUCAUGAAAACCCUGCUGCACAUGGGAUUUGUUUCUAUGACA